AUGGCACGCCCCGCCUCCUCCCCCAAAGCACAAACCCACUCAACUUCAAUCGAAACCAUCUCCCCAAUCCGCCGACCACAAGCCACCCUCAGCCAACUCGAAAAGCACCAUCCCCUCCAACGCCUCCGCUCCCCCUCACGCACAAUCUCUCUCAUCGUCCACACCCUCGGCCUCAUCUCCUUCGCCAACUCCUUCUACUGGCUCGAAACGCACCCGAACCACAUCAACAGCUCCUAUGGCUGGCACUUUCAAUACUUGACCAUCAUCGGCCUGCUACUUGCAACAUUGACUUUUCUCUUCGGCCUCCUCGCCGAUCUGACGCUAUCUCGUACCUUCUUCCGCCUCAAAAACAUCCUAAGCGUCUGCUCCGCACCCAUGGAAGUACUAAUCUCUCUCCUCUACUGGGGCCUGCGCGCCAUCAACCCUGAACUCGUCGUGCCGAAGGAGUUGGAACUUCCUCUCGCUCCCGACUUGGGCUUCCACGCUAUCCCCAGCAUCGCCCUGGUCAUCGAUCUGUUAUUGCUGAGUCCGCCCUGGACGAUCACUGCCUUGCCGAGUUUCGGGCUGAGUGUGAGCAUUGCAAUGGGAUAUUGGUGGUGGAUCGAGAGGUGUUAUGAGAGGAAUGGGUUCUAUCCGUAUCCCAUCUUUGAUAUGGUGCCGUGGGCGGGAAGGGUGGGAUUGUUUGUGGGGAGUGCGGUUGUGAUGGCGACGAACACGGCUGUGUUGGGAUGGGUGUACGGGGUUGUAAAUGGGAGGAUCGGUGGGAGGGGAAAGGGCGGGAAGGGGUUGUGA
This is a messenger RNA of Cyphellophora attinorum, 792 nucleotides long. RefSeq lists its product as uncharacterized. The transcript has a single exon. The record is from RefSeq and is a predicted model, not a curated record. Bases 1 to 792 code for a protein of 263 amino acids. Lineage: Eukaryota; Fungi; Ascomycota; Eurotiomycetes; Chaetothyriales; Cyphellophoraceae. Gene Ontology annotation, cellular component: endomembrane system; membrane.